AUGAACGCCAUUAUCAUUUUCUCAUUGGUUUCCGCAAUUUUCUGUGCUCCCGUGCCUGAAGAACUGGCCGACGACUUUUUGGUGCGUUUUAUAAAGAUUUUCGGAUUUCAAGGCUCGAAUUUUGAUUUUAGGGCCUUGCUUGGGAAGCCGCUUCAACUAAAGUGAAUGAAGGAAAUCCAGGCCGUUAUAUUGUUCCUGUUGAGGUUUUUUUCUUCUUGAAAACACCAAAAAAGGAAAUUAUUUGUACAGGUAGUGAAAGGAAGCCGACAAGGUACUGUAACUACUUUGGAAGUCGUUUAUCAAGAGUCCUGGUGCAGUGAAAAGGUGAUUUUAAUCAAAAAUGGAAAAAAAAACGAAAUUUAAACUUCAGAACGGCCAAGAACUCGAAGACGUUUGCGAAUCAAUGUGUCCGGUGUACGAGGGAGGCGAAAAAACGGUGAGAGGAAUCGAACCCUUGACCCUUUGAUUGACAUCGGAAGAGCUAACUGACUGAGCCAAGACUUUUUCAGACUUACGAGGUGAUCGCGACAGAGGAGAACAACGGCAAUACGUUCGAAGCACGAAGAAUCGCAUAG
This is a messenger RNA of Caenorhabditis auriculariae, 575 nucleotides long. NCBI's taxonomy places the organism in Eukaryota, Metazoa, Nematoda, Chromadorea, Rhabditida, Rhabditidae. The record is from the annotation of a GenBank genome assembly.